Molecule: messenger RNA, 1641 nt
Organism: Lasiodiplodia theobromae
Lineage: Eukaryota; Fungi; Ascomycota; Dothideomycetes; Botryosphaeriales; Botryosphaeriaceae
Exons: 1
Coding region: 1-1641 (546 amino acids)
Source: RefSeq, a predicted model, not a curated record
AUGAGCAUGGACGCUGGCGGUCUUGCUCAAAUGACCUACAACAACAACUUCGCCUCCAAUGGAGGCAUCGGUGUUCCCACUCCCUCCUUCGCUUCGCGCGGCAAGGGUAACCACCUGAAGCGUCUCAGCGCUGCCGCACCUCCCAAGAUCGGUUCCAUCAGCGAGCACCCCGUCAACGAUCAGCCGACCCCCAGGACCAGCCGCGGCCAUCUCCUCGCUGGCCUGCGCACCGCCCCCAAGACCCCUGGUGCUGUUCCCCAGUCUGCUCCCUACAACCAGAACCAGUUCGGCGGCAUGGGUAACUCCAAGCAAGCCGGCUACAACGCUGGUUCCGGCUACGGUGCUCCCCAGACUGCCAUUGGUUCUGGCUUCCCCAUGGGCCAUCAGAACCAGUAUGGUCUGAACGCCGGUCGCCAGAUCUACUCUCUUCCCGAGCAGGUGCUUGCUCCUCCGUCUGUCCAGUUCGACCAUGAGGAUCCUGCCGACAUGGACCCCAACCUGGCUGCUCAGCUCAUGGCUACCGAGCUGUACCUUCAACAGCGUCAGCAGCAGCUUCAGCAGCAACUGCUCAGCCUUACCGCUCAGCAGUUUGCUGGCAUGAACCUCAACGGCGGUAACAUGCGCCAGCAGUACCCCAUGACUCCCAUGACCCCUCAGUCUGGUUUCUACGGUCAGCAGUUCCACCAGCAGCAGCAUCAGCAACAGGAGAUGCCGGCUGGCCUCCAGGUCGUUUACAACCCGGCCACCGGCCAAUACCAGUACGUCAUGGACCAGAGCGUGCAGCCGCCGCAGCUCUCUGACUCGCCGCCGCCGCCUACCCCGAGCUUCACCAACUCGCCGCCCAAGUCCGGAACGCCUUUCCGCCAGUCUCCCCCGAACGAGAGGCAGAACCCGUUCGAGCGUAACUCGCGCAAUUCUCGGAGCACUUCUCCCCCUAAGAAGUCUUCGUCUCCUCCGAUCGACGUGGCUCCUCUGCCGCCGCCUUCGGCCAAUGCUUUCCGUCGCGGUCACAAGAAGAACGUUGCUUCUCUGACGCUGAACAACCUCGAAUCGACUGAGGGUCCCAAGUCUGCUUUCGUCCGCUCCGUCGGCUUCCCUCAAACGCCCAUGACCGGCACCUUCGGUCCUGGUCAAGCUCGUGCUGGAGAGCACCCCGCUCGCCAGCCCCGCGGUCCGCCACCGCUUGAGGAGCUCCAGGCCGCUCCUACCGCCAAGCACGAGGGUAGCAAGAACUUUGCGUCCCGUCAGCGCCGUUCGGCCGUACGCAACCUCGUGCGCGCUGGUAUCGAGCGCCGUGGUGUGCGUAGCGGCAGCGGUGGUUGCGGUACUCCGGUUAGCGAGGCCGACAUCAGCUUCCCUGUUUCUUCCGACAACGACUCGGACAGCGUCCGCAGUGGUAGCCUCUCUGGCAAGCCUAGCAUCGGCAGCCUUCGUGCUGCGGCUAGUGGAGCCAUUGGCUCGGAGAGGAAGGCCUCGAAGGAGCGCCUGCGGGAGAGGACUGGAAGCGAUGGCUGGACUGCCAACACGCUGAGCAGCGAUGAGGACCUCGUCGAGGUCGUCGUUGAGGAGUCCAAGGGCAGGAAGAAGACACCGAUGCUGGUGCUCACCAACGCCGAAAAGCGCAAGAGCUCCAUGUUCUAA